Corythoichthys intestinalis (scribbled pipefish) is the source of this 2647-nucleotide messenger RNA. Its product is annotated as interferon-stimulated 20 kDa exonuclease-like 2. Gene Ontology annotation, cellular component: nucleus. The record is from RefSeq and is a predicted model, not a curated record. Gene Ontology annotation, molecular function: 3'-5'-RNA exonuclease activity; nucleic acid binding. The transcript is spliced from 4 exons. NCBI's taxonomy places the organism in Eukaryota, Metazoa, Chordata, Actinopteri, Syngnathiformes, Syngnathidae. Bases 85 to 960 code for a protein of 291 amino acids.
CCGGAAGUGUAUGAUUGUUGACUAAGAAAACCCCCUUCCGCGAUAUGCUACAGCCAGAGUAGAAGUGACUAAUUGAAGGACAACAUGGCAGACUUAAUGCUCAACAUUUGCCUAUCUAAAGACUCCUCCUCCCCGGGGGCGAAGACGCCAAACAGGACGCAAGAGCGCAACAUGGCCUGUCAAUUCAAAAAACGCAAAAGAAAGAAGAUCCCGGAGACGUCAGAGCGAAGCGUCUCGUUCACGCAGCGUUCAUUUUCUCAUGCUUCCACGCCGAACAGGGUCUUACCUCAUGUGACGAGCUUCAACAAGCCUUCUACUUCCUUACACUGGCAGCCUUCUAUCUCGACCAACGCCAAAGCGUCCGAACCAAACUCUCGACCAAUCCCGGUCCCCCGGUGUCUUCCGUCAGGUUUGCCAAGCAAGUACCUCGCAAUGGAUUGCGAGAUGGUGGGCACUGGCCCCAAGGGAAGCAUCAGUCAUCUUGGACGCUGCAGCAUAGUGUCGUAUGAGGGCGAUGUGGUGUUUGACAAGUUCAUCAAGCCGUCGGUACCUGUCACUGACUACCGCACGCGCUGGAGCGGCCUCCGUGCACGUGACCUCAAGAACGCCACGCCUUACGUCCAGGCCAGGAAGGAGAUCCUGAAACUCCUGGCCGGCAAGGUAGUAAUCGGCCACGCCGUUCACAACGACUUCCAGGUCCUUCAGUACUCGCACCCGGCCGCCCUUACCCGGGACACGUCGCGCAUCCCGCUGCUCAACCGGCGGGCCGGCUUUGAAGAGAAAAGUAUCGCCUCGCUCAAAAGGCUCACCAAGGCCAUCUUCAAUCGUGACAUCCAGACCGGACGCCGUGGCCACUCGUCGUUGGAAGACGCUCGGGCAACUAUGGAUCUCUACAAGUUGGUGGAAAACGAGUGGGAAAAGACACUGGCGUCAAGGAAGAUGGGCGGUAGUGGCAGCUGAUUGGCUCAUUCCAAAGACUCCUCCCACUCACUUCCUGUUUUAACCGUGACCGGCAGUUUGACUGAAGGUGAUCAAUAAGCCUAUCGUUGAGUUAAGCCACUAUGAAGUUUUAGAAGUUUAGUUUUUUAUCAACAAUUGACUGCCUUUGACGUCGCUAGACUAAAACAAUAUGUAAUGUCAGCCAUCCCAGGUCAAUUGGAUUUGACGUCUAUCACUGUCAAUGGCAAGCAAUUAGUAAUUAAGACAAAUAGAUCUUAAUUGUCAAAUGUUGUUUUUAAAUGGAUAAUUAUGACAUUUUAUAUCUAAAUUGAAAAAAAAAAGUUUUCUUUGGAUCAAUGUAUAGUCUAGGGCUGCAGCUAUCGAUUAUUUUAUUAGCCGAUUAAUCGAUGAACUAGUUAGUUCGAAUAAACGAGUAAUCGGAAAAGGAACAUGAAAAAUUAAAAUACCUGAGCUGAGCCUCAAACGGUAUUAAAACUAAAUAAAAGAGGAUCUAUGUACAACAAAAGAACAAUUGGCUAACUUACAUGGCAAAAUUACGCUAGCUUAAAUGCUGUAAAAUGCUACCAUUUUUUUCCCCAGUGCUCUUAACAAAUGGUUCACUCAUAUACCCCACAAAAAACGGCUAAAUAUACAUAUAAACUAAAUUACGAAUGCAUUAAAAAGAUUAGCCCAAAGAAAAUCAGCUUACGUUGGUCUUAACAGGGAGCAGUUGGAUUCAGCCAUGUGAAAUGAGGCUGACCAGAGGGCAAUGUAUCCACCCUAAUCAAUAAACUAAAUGUAAACACUUUCAAAAUAAAACAUUACAACACCACUUUAAUUAAACGAACACUCGAGGCAACAAAAUUGAAUUCGAAUAUUUUUUUUCUAAUCGAAUACUCGAGUUAAUCGAUUAAUCGUUGCAGCUCUAGUAUAGUCAUUAUUUAUGUUUGUAUUUUCAUCCCAAUGUCACUUGGACACAUUGGUAAAAUUUUAGCAUGUUUUCACAUUAAAAGAAAAUUCAACUUAGUUGGAUAAAAAAAAAAAAAAAAAAACUAUUUAAAUUAAAAUAUAAUUUAAUUACCGUCCCAGUAAAAAACAAUAAAAUGUGAAUGUCCAUAGGAACAGUUCACUUGAAAAGUAAAGUGUGAAAAAAAAACAAAGAAAAGCAGAUUAAGUGCUUGCCUGCUGUAUUUACUGGAAUACUUGAUUUCAGUGAGUACCGUGCGCAUACAAUGGUACAGUUUCCUGCUGGGUCACCUUAUUGAAAGCGAGAAUAAUUCCCGCGUGCGGUGCAUAGCCCAGCAUUAGUGGCUAAUUCACUUUUUAUUAGCUUCACACAGGAAUUUGUUCAGGUUGCACAUUCACAGCAAGUCUUUGGACAAAAUAAGUUGUUGUUAAUGCUGAUUUUAUUGUCGUUUACGGACUCACUCGACCUUUUUACAUUGUUGGCCUUUGGAUGAUUGUGUAAGAAAAUUCCGGCUGAUUAAAAGUCACUUUUCACUUUUUGAAUGAAUAUCUUUUCACUUUGUGUGGGUGUCCCAAUAGUUUUGUUGUUGUUUGCUCACUUUUCAUUCUGUAGUGUUGUCCAAACUAAACGAAAUUCCUGGAAGUGUUCCAAUACAUUUGAUACUUUGAAAUGAAGCAAACAGAUUUGUGCCAUGCCCCCUGAAGCCCCACCCCUUCUCUACUUUAUCUCCUCUCGCCUGGG